Molecule: messenger RNA, 453 nt
Organism: Lathyrus oleraceus (garden pea)
Lineage: Eukaryota; Viridiplantae; Streptophyta; Magnoliopsida; Fabales; Fabaceae
Product: U11/U12 small nuclear ribonucleoprotein 31 kDa protein-like
Exons: 1
Coding region: 1-453 (150 amino acids)
Biological process (GO): mRNA splicing, via spliceosome
Cellular component (GO): U12-type spliceosomal complex
Molecular function (GO): nucleic acid binding; zinc ion binding
Source: RefSeq, a predicted model, not a curated record
AUGAAUAAGAAGAUUCUCAAUGGAAGGACUCUAACUGCUUCUAUUGCUGCUGAUAAUGGACGUGCUCCAGAGUUUAUUCGGAAGUGCGUGUACAAUACUGAGACUGCUUUGUGUUAUGAGUGUGGGGGGCAUGGUCAUUUGUCGUAUGAGUGUCCUAAGAAUCAGUUGGGGUCGAGGCCACGGCCUCAGCCUAAGAAGCCUCGACGGGGAUUUAGUGGGCUGAGGGAUAGGGAUGGGGAGGAGGAAGGUGAUGAGGAGGAGGAGGAGGGUGGUCAGAUUGCUGCGGAGAAGUUUGACGAUAAUUGGGCUUCUGUUGUGGAUGAUGUAGCGGGUGAAAGGUUGCUGGGGAGAAACAGAAAUGAUGAUGACGGUUUGGACAACAACAAGACGAAGAAGAAAGGGAAGAAAGCUGGGUAUUUCAGUGAUGAGAGUGAUCAUGACAAUGAUGAUUGA